Messenger RNA from Mustela lutreola (European mink), 924 nucleotides. RefSeq names its product olfactory receptor 2H1-like. NCBI's taxonomy places the organism in Eukaryota, Metazoa, Chordata, Mammalia, Carnivora, Mustelidae. The record is from RefSeq and is a predicted model, not a curated record. Gene Ontology annotation, molecular function: olfactory receptor activity; G protein-coupled receptor activity. Gene Ontology annotation, cellular component: membrane. Gene Ontology annotation, biological process: G protein-coupled receptor signaling pathway.
AUGACCAACAGGAGUUUCCCAAUGGGCUUCAUUCUUCUUGGUUUCUCUGAAUGGCUUCAUCUAGAAAUGGUUCUUUUUUGGAUUGUGAUCAUCUUGUACACCAUGAUCCUCCUCUCCAACUCAACCAUUAUCUUGCUUUCUUGUGUGGACCCUCUUCUAUACACCCCCAUGUAUUUCUUUCUUAGUAAUCUUUCCUUCUUGGAUCUCUGCUUUACAACAACUACUGUGCCCAAUAUGUUGUCCAACUUGUGGGGGCCAGGAAAGAUCACCGACACAGGCUGUGUCAUCCAACUCUGUGUUUUGCUCUGUCUUGGUGCCACAGAAUGUGUCAUGUUGGUGGUGAUGGCCUUUGACAGCUAUAUUGCUAUCUGCCUGCCCCUGCACUAUACAAUCAUCAUGCAUCAUCAGUUCUGUUGGAAGCUGGUGUUCAUAGCCUGUAUGUCUGGCCUGAUAGAAUCUGUUACCCAAAUUCCUGUCACACUUAAGCUUCCCUUCUGCACCCACCACCACCUAGAUGACUUUCUGUGUGAGGUUCCAGCCCUCAUACGCUUGACGUGUGGAGACACAUUUGCCAGUGAGUGGCAGAUGACAAUAUCUGCUGUUCUUUUCACCAUCGUGCCACUGGGAUUGAUCCUGACUUCUUCUGGUUACAUAGCUCAAGCUUUAGGUAAAAUCCAAUCCAAGGACGGAAGGCAGAAAGCCAUUGCCACCUGCUCCUCCCACAUCAUUGUGGUCUUCAUGUUUUAUGGAACAGUGGCACCAGUGUAUACAUACCCUAAGAACCACUUUGCUUCAAAAUACAGCAAAUAUCUACUUUUCUUCUACACUGUGGUCACACCACUGUUAAACCCUCUCAUCUAUUCCCUAAGGAACAAAGAUGUAAAGGAUAUACUGUUACAACUGCUGAGAAGAGGAUCACCAUAA